This is a messenger RNA of Geodia barretti, 1221 nucleotides long. Lineage: Eukaryota; Metazoa; Porifera; Demospongiae; Tetractinellida; Geodiidae. The record is from the annotation of a GenBank genome assembly.
UUGAACAGCAAGUCGCCCACAAGCAGCGAACUCGAGACACCCGCGCCGGUCGAGCUCGCCUUCUCGCGCGACGAAUACGCGGCACGGAUCGCGAAGACCCGCCGGGCGAUGGACGAGAGAGGGCUCGAUCUGCUCGUCGUCUCCGACCCCUCGAACAUGGCGUGGCUGACCGGCUACGACGGUUGGUCGUUCUACGUGCACCAGUGCGUGCUCCUCGCGCUCGAAGGCGAUCCGGUGUGGUUCGGGCGCGGCAUGGACGCCAACGGGGCAAAGCGCACCGUGUUCAUGGCGCACGACGACAUCGUCGGCUACGCGGACCACUACGUGAUGUCCACCGAACGCCAUCCGAUGGACUACUUGAGCGAGGUCAUCGCCGCGCGUGGGUGGGAGCGAUCGCGGAUCGGCGUCGAGAUGGACAACUACUACUUCAGCGCCGCCGCGUACCGCUCGCUGGAGACCCAUCUGCGCGAUGCGACGCUGCUCGACGCGACGGGGUUGGUGAACUGGCAACGGCUCGUGAAGUCGGAGACCGAGAUCGCCUACAUGAGGAACGCGGCACGCAUCGUGGAGAAGAUGCACGCGCGCAUCAUGGAGGUGGUCGAGCCCGGUAUGCGCAAGAACGAGCUGGUCGCCGAGAUCUACCACGCGGCCAUCACCGGCGUAGAGGCGCCGGCGGCGACUAUCCCGCCAUCGUGCCGAUGCUCCCCACCGGCGUCGAUGCAUCGGCGGCGCACCUCACGUGGGACGACAAGCCGAUGCGGGCGGGCGAGGCGACGUUCUUCGAAAUUGCGGGCGUCUACAAACGCUACCACUGCCCGCUCUGCCGCACGGUUUUACCUGGGUCGGCCGUCCGCUCGCGAGCGCAACGCAGAAAGCGCACUGCUGGAAGCCAUCGAGGCGGGACUCGAUGCCGCGAGACCGGGGAACCUGUGCGAGGACAUCCACCGCGCGUUCUCGGAGUCGCUCGCGCGGCACGGCCUGACGAAGGAGAGCCGGUGCGGCUACUCCAUCGGGCUCAGCUACCCGCCCGACUGGGGCGAGCGCACCAUCAGCCUGCGCCCAGGAGACCGCACCGUGCUUGAGCCGAACAUGACCAUCCACUUCAUGCCCGCGCUCUGGUUCGAAGACUGGGGUCUCGAAAUCACCGAGAGCAUUCGCAUCACGGAAACCAGCGCUGAAACCCUCGCGAACUGGCCCCGCGAAUUACAGGCGAAGGCGUAA